AUGGCGGCCGCUACUAUGCUUGACCAAAUGCACUACACAGAUUCUGCCACAGAUCUUGAUGAGCAAGCGUAUCCGUGCAAGGGUUGUGGAGAGAUCUUGGAAGAAGGAAAAGCCUUUGAACUUGCGGGCAACAGAUGGCAUAUCGAUUGUUUCCGUUGUAAUACCUGCAACUCUCUUCUCGACUCCGACGCGAAUCUUCUUCUGCUAGGCGAUGGCUCUCUCAUUUGCAACAACUGUACCUAUAGCUGCAGCAGUUGCGGUGAUAAGAUCGAGGAUCUUGCGAUAUUGACGGGAGAUCAGGCGUUCUGUGCCAACUGCUUCAAAUGCAGGAAUUGCAAGAGGAAGAUUGAGAACCUUCGUUAUGCGCGGACUACACAAGGCAUCUUCUGCAUGGACUGCCACGAAGCCCUAAUGGCUAGAAGGAGGAAAAAGACUGCCAAAGGUUCUUCUUCUAAGAAAUCAGCCAAUAUAGACAAAUCUCUGCCAGCUAUUCCGCCUCCAGAAGCCAGGCAUACAGCUUACGUUCCCAACUUUGCCGAGCUUGAAAGUCCACCCAUGCCUUCGGUCGAGGUGCCCUCGGUAUCGAGGACAAUGAGCGAGCUACGACAUGACACCGAUUCGGACAACAGUCGUCCCCCUACCUCUUCCCAGCAACCAGUCUCCCGAGGCUUGACCUUACCUUCCACUACAUACAAGGCAAACAGGAAUUCCUUCAUCGCACAAAGGUCAGAUGCUCCAAGCACGGGAGAGGAAUUCCUUAUCCCACUUGCCUUCGAUCCAAAUCCACCAAAGCAGCCCCCAGCCACAUCUAGUCAACAAACUACACCACAGAUACGUCCUGAGACUGAACGGUCGCACGACUAUUUUGCAACCAACAAACCACGUAGCCAAAAUGGCUCAGUCUCGCAGUCUGCUAGUCCUCAUGUCUCAGACAAUAGACCAAUCGAUCACGCGCGAAAGCAACCAGAUAUAGUCCCAAGCAGGCAGAGUUCUAAUUCUGCUUCCACUCAUUUGCUAGCAGAACAGCACCAAUCACCACAUAUAUCACAGCUUGCUCGUAACGACUCUUCGAAAAGUGAGAAUUUUCAUUUGCAAGAAGCGCCAAGAAGCAGGAAAAUGGCCUCCAACACGUCCACUCCCAGACAAGAUGUAACACCUGCCUUGAUCCAGCAGCGCAGCCCAGAAACAAGGGACCAAGCGUUCAAGUCUGACGGAGGUCGAGCUACGCCUCGCCAAUCUUACGAAAUGAGCCCACAAUUCUCCGAUGGUUUUGGUUCACCACAGCCGUUACAGUCGGUUGCUCGUGACAUCCCAAAGCGAGGUGACUCACUUGCUACCAGUCAAAAUUCAAUUCCUCGGAAAGCAAUCGAUCCGGGCAAGCCUCUGAACGAUGUCAGCAAUGCAAGUCCUGCGCCUCGACAAGCUCCUGCCCAAGUAGAUAUGGCUAAAGCCAACGGUGGAAAGGUCAUCUCAGCGCCAAUCAGCUCGCCUGAUUCUCAGAGCAUCUAUGACACGCCCAAUAUCCCACAAUUCGAUACUCCGCUUGUGGGCGACAAAUUUGUCCAGCCUCGAGUACCACCUUUACCGCCGUUCAGCCACACUCGUUAUGAAAGCAUUAGCACACUCCAAUCAGAUGCCCAAAAAUCGCCAAAACUGCCACGCUUCUCAAGUGGGGAAGGAUUCACUUUGGAAGAAGAUAUCUCCAGAAUCUUGGGCGUCGGGUUUGAAGAGCCAACUGCGAACGAGUCCUUUCUUCGCAGAGUUUCAAAUUCCGUCCGCCAUGGGCGUAGCUAUAGUGAUAAGAGCGGCAGGUUUUCGCGCGAUCGAUGGCCCAAGUCUCCAACUGUGACCGGCUUGGCAAGUCAGGAGAUUAGCAGUCCAAGCACCUCAUCGCCGGAGCACAGAGAAGAGCUUGCCUGGUUCAAGAACGAGCUGAGGCGAGAACGACAAAAGAAUGUGGAAAGAGAAAAGAAGAUCACUGAGCUUGAAGCGCAAAUUAAUGCCGCAGCUGAUAUCACUCAGGUUGAUGUCGAGCUGAAAGAAAAGCGCUCAACAAUGGUGGUGCUCGAUACUCAGAAAGAAAUCGUGGUACGCGAAUUGGAAGUUCUGACCGAGCAUAUUGCCAAUACUAAGAGAAGUGGUGAGCCUCUGGAUAUGAACAAGAUGAACAGUGCCGUCUUGCGUGAUCUGGCUGAAGCGCUCUCAAAGCUCAAACAAUCAUAUACUCCGCAAAUUGAGCAGCUGGUUCAUAAAAAGAACGAGUUGACCGAGGAGAUCUCAAAUCUCAAUCAGCAGAAAGACAAGAGCUUUCAUGAGUUUGAACAACUCUCAAUCAAGAACGCACAGUUGGCAGAAUUCAACAACCAGCUCGUGGAUCAGAUCCAGAAUAUUUACAAAAGCAAUCGUGGUCCAGGUUUAGAGGCUGUCAAACAACCUAGUGGUCUUGGAAUUUAUUCUCACCACAAAGAGCCAUCGAAGGUAUCAAUUGAGGGUCGUGACACCAAAUCUGUGGAAGCCGUACCUACCUUCAUAGACCCUGGCCAGACCUAUGAGGCAGGCGAAGCUGGUGCCAUACAAACAAUCGGAGGAGCACAAGUCGUGGAGAUGAAAAAGGGUGCAGUCGCGAAAAGGUUCGACUGGAGAAAAGGUCAAAAAAUGGCCAAGGGGCUUACCAAAGGUGUCAAAGGGGCGUUCACCUCAGCACAGCAGAAUUAUGGCCGAGACAUGCAGUUCGCUGAGACUGGUGCCUACAAUCAGGGGUUGCAGAGUGGCCAAGAAUAUUCGCAAAUUCCAAGGAACGUUUCGGAGUCUCACAAGCAAGCGGGUUGGUUCGUCAACCAAAAGCCGCCUAAUAAGAAUGGUCUAUAUGCUAGCUCGAACAAUGCGAGCACUCCAUCACUGCUGGCGGACGGUUUAAGCACUUUACCACUAUUUGGAACCGAACUUGAGGUCAGAGCAGAUUACGAAAAGGGAAGUAUACCUGGCAUAGUCAAGCGCUGCAUUGCCGAAGUCGAAGCACGUGGUCUCGACGUUGAAGGUAUCUAUCGCAAGUCUGGUGGCAACUCACAAGUACAGCAAGUUAAAGAAGGCUUCGAGAAGCAACCCUACGACUACGACAUCAGUGAUCCCGAUCUCGACAUACAUGCAGUUACCAGUGGACUCAAGCAGUACUUCAGAAAACUACCAACCCCACUCAUCACGUAUGAAGUUUAUGAUACGCUCAUUGAAGUCACUAAAAUUCCCGAAGGACCGAACCAGAAAGAAGAACGAAUCGAAGGUCUAAGGAAUGCUUUAGCGGAAUUACCUCAGGUACACCAUGAAAUCUUGGACUACUUGAUGCAGCAUCUUGCAAAGAUUGUGGUGCUUGAGAAGGAAAAUCUCAUGACGCCCAUGAACAUUGCGGUUGUGUUCGCACCAACCAUUAUGAGGCCAGAAAGUGUUGCCAGGGAACUCAACGACACCAAAGCGAAGAACGAGGUCGUCAUGUGGAUGGUACAAGACGUUGAGGCUAUCUUUGGGAAGUGA
This is a messenger RNA of Lithohypha guttulata, 3525 nucleotides long. It is a transcript of the gene RGA2, whose product is annotated as Rho-type gtpase-activating protein. Gene Ontology annotation, biological process: regulation of GTPase activity; signal transduction. The record is from RefSeq and is a predicted model, not a curated record. The transcript is spliced from 3 exons. Gene Ontology annotation, cellular component: cytoplasm. Bases 1 to 3525 code for a protein of 1174 amino acids. NCBI's taxonomy places the organism in Eukaryota, Fungi, Ascomycota, Eurotiomycetes, Chaetothyriales, Trichomeriaceae.